Messenger RNA from Juglans regia (Persian walnut), 992 nucleotides. RefSeq lists its product as uncharacterized. Gene Ontology annotation, cellular component: plasma membrane. The transcript has 3 exons. NCBI's taxonomy places the organism in Eukaryota, Viridiplantae, Streptophyta, Magnoliopsida, Fagales, Juglandaceae. The coding region runs from base 20 to 664 and encodes 214 amino acids. The record is from RefSeq and is a predicted model, not a curated record.
ACCCCUCAUCACCCACUCUAUGCUUUCUCGAACGGUCACCAUGGCCACCUCCAAAGCCGACUACUACCACCCCAUACACAUACCCUUUCCCCCGCACCAGAACUACGUCGUUCUAACCCCAUACUACCACUCCUCCAACCGUAAUCGCUUACGUAUAAUCUGCACCGGUUUGAUCAUCCUCCUAGCCGCCGUCGUUUACAUCUUCUGGCCCACCGACCCUGACGUCAAGAUCGUUAGGCUCCGCCUGAACAGGAUCCACGUCCACACUUUUCCCCGCGUAUCCGUGGACAUAUCCAUGUUCGUGACGGUGAAGGUCCGAAACACCGACGUUUACUCUAUGGACUACACGAUGAUUGACGUGGCAGUCGGGUACAGGGGAAAGAAGCUGGGUCACGUGAGGUCUGACCGGGGACACGUGAGGGCCAGAGGGUCGUCCUACGUGGAUGCCCAGCUGGAAUUCGACGGAGUGGAGCUCAUGUCCGACGCGAUGUAUCUGCUUAAGGACCUAGCCAAGGGUAGGGUGCCGUUCGAUACUCGAACGGAGAUUAAAGGCCAGCUCGGCCUGUUCUUCAUUCAAGUCCCACUGUCGGCAAAAGUAUCAUGUGAGGUGUUGGUAAAUACAAUCAAUCAGACAAUUGCUCGGCAGAAUUGUGUAGCUGAGUGAUGAAUUUGAUUGUCAUGCACGAGGUGCCGCACAGCAAGAAGGUUCAGAGGGUGUCUAAGCUCCCUAAAUUUGUUUACGUAUUGAAACAGGUUCGAGUAUAUGAACUUUGAAGCAUGGAUAGUCCAUGCUAAUAUUCUAUACACCACAUGCCUGGUUUCUGUAGUCAUAUGAUAUAAUUCUGUAAUGUUGGGUGGGCAUUGUGAAAUAUAUAUAUAUAUAUAUAUAUAUAUUAAUAUAUGGUGAUUGUAGGGGAAGUGGCUCAGGUGUAAAGAUAAUUAUUCUCUGAUAAUUUAUUACAGAGACAAUUAAAUAUUCCCUUUACCUACCA